Molecule: messenger RNA, 1509 nt
Organism: Zasmidium cellare ATCC 36951
Lineage: Eukaryota; Fungi; Ascomycota; Dothideomycetes; Mycosphaerellales; Mycosphaerellaceae
Exons: 2
Coding region: 1-1509 (502 amino acids)
Source: RefSeq, a predicted model, not a curated record
AUGGCCAACAUCUAUGCCAACGCACGUCAAGUUCUAGUCUACCUGGGACGGCCUUUCGAUGGUCACGCCGAAACCAUGCAGGCAAUUACAGACGCCAUCGCUCAGCUCAAAGCAAAGUACAGCGACACUGCUGCCCUUAGACUCGCUCUUGAGCUCAACACCGAGCUCCCAGACGUGCGGUUGCCAGUGGCCCUUACGGAGGAACGACUUAUCGCUUUCUACUCCAGUCGGUGGUUCACGAGGCUUUGGGCACUUCAAGAGGUCGCUCUUAGCAGGAACGCCAUCGCUUUCUAUGGCCACGAGAGCAUCAUCCUCAUGGACGCCAUCUUGCUUGCGCAAUGGAUCGGGAAACGAGAUUAUCAACGAGGCUCGUUCCGGAAUCGCAAGCUGGGCCUGCUGGCCCGCAGCAUCGAUUACGCUCGAGCAUUGUAUCGCAUGCGCUGUUUCUACGAAUAUCCGAGUAGCCACGCCUUGGGCGACUGUCGUCCAGGGGUCUCUUGCCCCGGACUUCCCCUACACGAUAUGCUUCGAGAGACGCAUGAUCAUCUCAACUCGGAGCCCCGGGAUAAGGUGUAUGCGAUUCUUGGACUUUGCGGUGCCGAUGUUGGGGAGAAGAUCAAGCCGGAUUACAGCUUGCCUCUCCCGACUGUGUACACCCAAGCGGCGAGACUGGCUUGCUUGGUUGAUGGCGACGAGGACUCGCUGGACAUUACGCGGCUGGCGCGCGUGCUGGGCAACAAGCCGACGCAGUGGUACAAGGAGCACAAUUGGCCGACCUGGGUUCCCCUCUGGCAGGAAGUCUACGAUCCGCUCGUUAACCCUUGUGGCUUCCCGUGGUGGAUGUUCAACGCCGCUGGGGACACGACCGCUGAGCUGACACCGGCUCCGUUGGGGGAUCCUGUGCUUCGAUGCGAAGGCGUCGUUGUGGAUGAGGUGGAGUACGUCUCGAGGCCAUUCGUGCCGCUUAGCGAGCACGAGACUACGGACGACCUGCGUCUUGACUUUGAGAACGCUGUGAGGGAGCUAUCACCGCUAGCCGCCAAGGCCCUGACUCCUAACGGACAGUCGUACACGACUGCUCUGGGUCUAACCCUAGCAUGCGGAUACUACCCCUUCAUGCAGUCUGAGUACUCACUGGGAGAAACACAUUUCGGCGCCGCCCUUCAAAACACCUCCCUACGCAGCCUCGUCGCCCUGCUGAGCCAGUCGGCCCGGGACAAUCUCGACGAAGGACUCGGCGACGAAGCCAGGUAUCUGUUACAAUUCCAAAUCCACACUCGAUUUCGAUCGGUCUUCUUCACGAAGAGAGGAUAUAUGGGGCUUGGAUCGCAGCACAUGAUGGUGGACGAUGUGGUUUGUGUACCCUUUGGGAGCGAUGCGCCUUGGAUGCUCAGGAGGGAGGGUGGGCACUAUGUGUUUUUGGGGCCGUGUUAUGUUCAUGGGAUUAUGGGGGGCGAGUUUAUGCGAGCUGCGAGUGGUGAUCUGGUGCGGUCUUUUGAGAUUCAUUGA